Sphaeramia orbicularis (orbiculate cardinalfish) is the source of this 4604-nucleotide messenger RNA. RefSeq names its product myomesin 3 (gene myom3). The record is from RefSeq and is a predicted model, not a curated record. The transcript is spliced from 37 exons. NCBI's taxonomy places the organism in Eukaryota, Metazoa, Chordata, Actinopteri, Kurtiformes, Apogonidae. Gene Ontology annotation, molecular function: protein binding. The coding region runs from base 175 to 4431 and encodes 1418 amino acids.
AGGCGCUCAGAGGACUGACGACAGGAAGUGGAGUAUAUAGGCUACUGCAAGUCCUGCACAUCUUUGACACCCAGAGGAUUUCAGACUGUUUUUCUGAAGGAAAGCGUGAGUGGGAUUUCCUUGAGUCCGCUUUAAUCGGGGUUUAUCACAAACGGUGCCAGUUGAGGAGUUACUAUGGAAACCAAAACAGUAACGCUGGAGGAGGAAAAGUCCCAGAUGUCUCACAGUGUGAAACUGUCCUCUCAGAAGAAGAAGAAGACCUUCACUUCCAGUGAUGAGGAGGUUUCCUACUCUGAUUUCUAUCCCAUAAUCCCUGCUGAUCUGAUGUCCGUCAAGGAGAUCCUGGACAUGGGAAACGUCCCCCGUCACAGGACAUGGGAAAUCCUGAGGGAAACAGCUGAUGAAGAAUAUCGCAGAAUUAAGUGGACUCUGUUUGGGAAUGAAGCCGAGAAAGUGGAGCUAGAUGUGAUCAGGAACCAGCACCUGCUGCGUACAAGAGUUGACAAAAUGGCCCUUCGGAAACAGGCAGAGAAGAAGGCAUCUGAACAUCUGAAGUACCUGGGCCGUCUGAGGCAGAAGGUUCCGGACUUCUCCAUCCCUCUGAGGUCUCACACCGUCUGGGAGGGCAUGUUGGUGGUCCUCACAUGCACGGUCCAGGGCUGCCCGACGCCAAAGGUCACAUGGUAUAAAGAUGGUCUGCCGCUGAGGAUGUCACAACAACCGUGGAAUUACAUGCUUCAAGAAAGAUUCGGUCUCCAUUCCCUGGAAAUCAGAAGGUGCACUCCUGAGGAUGCAGGCGAGUAUAAAGUGGUGGCGAAGAGUACCCUGGGUGAAGCUACAACUUUUGCAACUGUAGUGGUGAACUCAUAUCAAGGAGCCGUGUCUGGUUCAGAGCAGUCACAGACCUCCGUUUGGGAGUUGGAGCCAGAAGCCCGGUUUGGUGCCUCCUUCCAACCGUCAUGGGUGAAGGAGGGUGAUAGCCUCACCCUGCAGGUCACCUUCACCUCCCCGCUGCUGCCCUUCCAACAGGACGUCAGCUGGUUCAGAGAUGGGAUCCAGCUGCAUCCAUCCCACACUGUGGACAUGAAGACCACCAAUGACAAGGCCUCCAUCACUUUAGGGGCUGUGUACAAGGAGCAUGAAGGUGUUUACACUGUGCAGCUGAGGACCCACGACGGAAUAAAGGAACAUAGUGCUUUUGUGUACGUCACAGAUGCGUCGGCUGCGGUGCUCGGAGGUCCUGCUUCACCUCUGGCCCUACAGGUGUGUGACGUCAACAAGGACUAUGUGUUCCUCAGUUGGCAGCCACCCAGUGCAGACGGAGGCUCAGCUGUGGAGGGCUAUUAUGUGGAAAGAUAUGACCUCAGUCAGGGGAAAUGGGUGCGCUGUAAUGUGCAUAUUCAGAAAAUGUGCCACUACCCUGUGUUUGGGCUCAAAGAAGGAGCUACGUACCAGUUCAGGGUGCGUGCUGUUAACAAGGCUGGUGCAGGACGUCCAUCCAAAGCUACAGAGCCCAUCGUCACUGCUGACCCCCUGGAACACACCAGGACUAUGGUGGUCACCGUAAAUGAAGGAUGGACAAUCACCAUUACAAAAGAUGAACUGGAAGGUGAAGUGAAAGUUCCCUUCCCUCCUACGAACGUCCACGCCUGUGAAGUGAGUGACACCUACGUAGUCCUGAGUUGGACUGAACCCGAACCCAGAGGCAGAGAACCGCUCACCUUCUAUGUCGAGAGGUCGUUGGCAGGACAGAACAGCUGGGAACUGGCCAGUCUGGACAUGGUAGUGAGGUCUCCACGGUUCCCGGUGUUCGACCUGGUCAAGGACAAGCAGUACUGUUUCAGAGUCCGCUCCGUCAACAAGUACGGUAUCAGUGACCCCUCGGAGGCCAGCAAACCUAUCUCCUUUGGAAAACAACAAGCUGUGCCAGCCCCACCCCACUCUAUCACAGUCAUGAGAGACACAGACACCUCAGUGGAGCUGGAGUGGAAGGAGCCCAGAGAAAAAGAGCGCAUCCUGGGCUACUACAUAUACUACGCUGAGACUGGAACACAGGACUGGAAGACUGUCAACAACAAGCCUAUUACCAAAACCAGGUUUAUCGUCCAUGGUCUGAAGACUGGGAGGCAGUAUGUGUUCAGGGUGAAGUCUGUGAGCCGAGCAGGAAACAGCAUGUAUUCAGAUGAAUCUCCUUCCAUCAGGGUCAAAGCAGCCAUUAAUGUUCCGUCUGCUCCCUCUGCCAUCGCUCUGCUGCUGUGCACCGGAUCGGAGAUGGUGUUGGGCUGGAGGGCCCCUGCACGUAGCGGGGGAAACCCUGUGCGUGGUUACUAUUUGGACAAAAGAGAAAAGGGCAAGGACACGUGGUGUGAGGUGAACGUGAAACCUGUCAGAGAAAGGCAGCUUAAGGUUUGUAAUCUGACUACCGGACACUUCUACCAGUUCCGUGUGUACGCUGCCAAUGCGGCCGGUGUCGGGAAGCCGUCUGAGGCCAGCGAAGCUUUUCUGUGUGAGAAGUGGACGAUGCCAGAGCCAGGUUGCCCUUAUGACCUGGAGGUGAGGGAUGUGAGGAAUGACUCUGUGGUGCUGCUGUGGGCUCCACCUUUGUAUGAAGGCCAAGGCCCCGUUACUGGCUAUUUGCUGGAAAUGAGUCAAGGGGAGCAGUCGGACAAUUGGACGACAAUAAACGACAGUUCAGUCUCUGACACUCAAUACAAGGUGUCAGGGCUUCAGGAGGGUCAAACCUACCGUUUCCGUGUGUCGGCUGUCAAUGAAGCAGGAACUGGAUGGGCCUCACUGCCCUCUGAACCUGUCAUAGCUCAGACUACAACAGACAAUAAAAACAUCGAAAUCGGCGUGGACGAUGAUGGCUUCAUAUUUCUGAGCUAUGAAACCAAUGAGAAGGAAUGUGUCUGGAGCAAAAACUACACAGAACCUAUUGAUGCCAGCAGAGCCCAGGCACAAAACAAGAACAAUAGGUCGGUCCUGACCUUCAUGGACCCGUCUGAGGAGGAUCUGGGUCUCUACUCAGUGCAAAUGAGCGACAAUCUCGAUGAGUCAUCAAGCUACGACUUCACCGAUGAAGACCUUGAACGUCUUAAAGAACUCAGCUGGCAAGUUAGAAAUCCAUUGAUAGCGCUGAAGUCUGGCUGGCAGGUGGAGGUUUCGGAGACAGGCAGCGUGCGUCUUUGGCUUCAAACAGAGAGUCUGAGUAAUGCAGCUGAGCUCCGUCUCAUCUUCAAUGACCGGGAAAUCUCCAGCACCCCGCACCGUAAGAUCAACUUCGACAAGGCCAAAGGUCUGGUGGAGAUACUGUUCGAUCAGCUCUCUCGGGAGGACGAGGGUUCAUACACAGCCCAGCUGAGGGACGGCCGAGCCAAGAACCAGUGCACUUUGGUCUUCGUGGAUCAAAAGUUUCGUGAGAUACUUGCCUUGGCGAAUGCAAACCGGCGUGACCACCAGAGAAAGACCGGACCCUAUUUCCAGGAGUACUUGUCUUGGAGCGUGACUGAAGAGUGUGAAUUAGUGAUGAAAUGCAAGGUGACAAAUACCAACAAGGACACAUGUCUGAAGUGGUUUAAAGAUGGCAUGGAGAUGAAAGAAGUUUUGCGCGACCUAUCAUCAGGGCUCAGCUCGUUCACCAUUACACAGGUUACACAGAAAGAGACAGGUUCGUACAAAGCUGUGGUGUCAGAUAAGAGAGGAGAGGACGUCAGUACCUUAGCGUUACUGGAUGACGAGUUUGACAAGCUUCAGCAGCAGUUGAGUAAACAGUGUGCGUUGUCAGCUGGCCCGCUGAGUAUGGAGUGCACUGCUGACGGUUUCAAGCUCUACUGCUCACUCAAGUAUUAUAUAACCUACCUGAAGACCAACUGGCACUUAAAAGAGAAGAGGAUUGACCAGGGAGUCAGGACCAGACCUGGCAGCAGCACACAGAAGGUCUGGCUUGAAAUACUGAACCCGACUGAGAGCGACAAAGGAAAGUACACACUGGAGAUGUUCGAUGGCAAAGAGACACACACCCGCUGUCUUGACCUGUCUGGACAAGCCUUUGCUGAGGCCUUGAAGGAGUAUCAGAGGUUAAAGCAAGUGGCCAUGGCUGAAAAAAAUCGAGCCCAUGUGACAAAGGGUCUCCCUGAUGUGGUAGCCAUCAUGGAAGGAAAGUCUCUUUGUCUGACAUGCUUCAUCGAGGGUGACCCGACCCCGGAGGUCUGCUGGCUUCGAAAUGACAAGGAGAUUGCAAGUCAGGACCAGUUUGUCGUUACUAAAGAGCCUAAGUGCAGCACUAUCACAAUCACCAAUGUCAACCCGGAAGACUCUGGGAAAUACAGCAUCUUUGUACGCAACAAAUACGGCUCUGAUACAGUUGAUGUGACUGUGAGCGUGUACAAGCAUGGGGAGAAGCUUCCAGAAAAUGCUGUGAUGAUGAGUUAAGACAGGAAUCUAAGAUAGACUGAGGAAGUGCUUACUGUAUGUGCAGCUUGGCUUUAAAAAUAUAUAUAUAAGGUGUCCAUAAAGUCUCUUUACAAUUUAACAUAUUUAUUACAAAAGCAAAUGAAUAGACAAAUCUGUGGAAAUUAUUACAAAAUGAAAAGUAGAUAUUGAAG